ACGGUCAAACAAAGAUGGCGGCUUCGGUUGGAGGGUUUCUGAUAUUACAUCUCUUCUGUUUAUUGUUCUUAUGCACUGCCGUCACUUCUAACGAAAAUACAACGGGCUACAACUUCGGCACAACCGUAUUUGAUGACAGAAAUACAACAUUUGAUGCAGUUGAAAAUUAUACAACUACACAACCGACACAGUUGGAUUCUUCAACCCAAACAUCGACGCCGAGCAGCACCGAGGAGACCGACCAACCGACCUUACCCUCCGAACCUCUGCCCGUCUCCGGCCGCCUGCUCACUCCCGUCACCAACGUCCGCAGGUUGUGUCCCUGUGAUCAACACAAAGAUGUGUGUGAUAUUAACUGCUGCUGUGACACAGAGUGUGGUGAGGAGGUGUCUCUGUUCACCAGCUGCUCUGUGGAGACUGUCAGGGAAAACCAGCAGAUGUGCAGCCAUGAUGUAGCAUCCUACUCUUUACAGACUAGGAUUGACGGAUUCUCAGAGAUCCAGUCAUCCUCCAGGAAGGAGACUAAUUAUGAUGUCCUGUGCAUUCAGUCACAGAAUCGUGUUGAUGGAUUCUCUCAUCCCUCACCUGCUCUCCCAACUGACAGAAACUUUGACUCCCUUUUCAAAAAAUUUACCAGCUUUGUUUUUGGCUCAGAGGAGAGCAGGGAAGAUUCAUCCGCUUCAGAGCUCCAGACUUCAUCUGGAUAUCAGUACGGAGACGUGAUGGUGACAGCAGCACAGAACGGACAGAGAGGGAUAUUCAUGCUGCCAGCUUCUGGAGUCACCACUGAUUGUGUGGAUAGUAGUCCUGCAGCGUUUCUACAGGAUCAGAGCACUCGUUGUUCCCGGAAGGUGGUCCUGGAUCAGGACUGCAGCGGUCUGCCAGCUCUCAGUGUGGAAACCUACACAAACAUCCAGCUCUUAUCUGGGAAGAGUAAAGAUGCAGUGGUUGUGUCUGUGGAGUUGGCCUCCAUUGUCCUGCAGUCUGUGGAUGGGACUCAGUCCGGGCUUCAGAUCAGUGGUGAUGAAAACUUCAGCCCAGUUCUCCUGAAUCCGACCCUCUGUGCUAAUACGGUGCUGAAGGUAUUUUAUAGGAUGAAGUACAACCCAGCUGGAGAGAUCAUGAAUGUGACGUUGUCUCUUGUGCUUGGAUUUGUGAAUGAAGCAGCACUGAAUCUUGAGCAGGAGUUUCAUAUCACAUUUGUGCAGGAAGGUCAGGAGGAGGCUGUUUUCCCCUCCAGUGGAAAUCCAGGUUAUGUGUUCGGACUUCCUCUUGUGUCUGGAACAAAAACAGUAGAUGGGAUUGUCAGAAGCAUUGACCCCAGAGACACUCUCUCUCUCCUGCACAGCGCUCACAACCAGGACUGUCUUGGAGGACGACAUCAGCGUUCACCGAUUUUGUUCGGUCUGGACUCUGUGUCCGGCUGCACACUAAGACUGGCCGACGCAGUAAACUGCUCACAGGUCCAUCAGGUGCUCUUGGACGUUCUGAGGGGGCCAAACUAUCCACAGUACGUGGCUUCAUUUGGAAACUCAGCGCUAGGCUCUCCCCUGGACUGGGUGCCCAUUAAGAGCAACGUGAACCUUGGGGAAGCACAGAGUUGCAGCAUACCAUUGUCUCUUCAUUUAGAAAUCCAGUGGACCAAAUAUGGAUCCUUGGUGAACCCCCAGGCUCAGAUAGUGAGCGUCAAUGAAAUCAUCCAAACCAACACCAGCAGUUUGGCUCUGCUCUCUGCAGGCAGCAGCAUCCUGCCAGUCAGCACCUCAGUGAGCUUCACACCUGUGUCUGCACCCGCUCUUCCUGGUUACAGAGCCAUGCCCACCUUCAACGCCAAACUGCCUUUCCACUUCUUCUACCCUUUUGUCUGAAAAUGUUUGUCAGACCUAUCUCUGUAUGUCAUGUAAAUAAUGUAUAUACAAGUUUUAUA
Molecule: messenger RNA, 1927 nt
Organism: Cheilinus undulatus (humphead wrasse)
Lineage: Eukaryota; Metazoa; Chordata; Actinopteri; Labriformes; Labridae
Product: tectonic-1-like
Exons: 14
Coding region: 15-1868 (617 amino acids)
Biological process (GO): protein localization to ciliary transition zone; cilium assembly
Cellular component (GO): MKS complex
Source: RefSeq, a predicted model, not a curated record